Malaya genurostris is the source of this 1470-nucleotide messenger RNA. RefSeq lists its product as uncharacterized. The transcript has 4 exons. The record is from RefSeq and is a predicted model, not a curated record. The coding region runs from base 171 to 1259 and encodes 362 amino acids. Lineage: Eukaryota; Metazoa; Arthropoda; Insecta; Diptera; Culicidae.
GGUAUAUUUCUAGUCUUAGUAUAACCGCAUAGGUGAUCGGGUCGUAACGGUUCAGUUGUAAAAAGAAAAGUUGCAUUUUGAGCACUCAAAAAGUUUAACAGUGCUAAUAAGAAGAACAAUCACGUCAAAAGUGCACAUCAGAAAGUUUGUAGAGCGUAGCCCAGUGAAAAAUGGCCAACAAUAUUGGUGUUGCAUCUCAUCGUAGACUUAAGGAAAAGAAACAGCCGACUGUAGUAGUCCCUUCGGUUGCCAAUCCAACUGAAACAACCACCUUUGAAUUGCUAACGCAGAAGAAUCAACCUGAUGAAGCAGAAAAGUGUCAUACGAAUGCCAGUUCUAAUAUCGAUAUUUCUAAUAGUGAAUCAGUCAAGGUCGUCAAAUUUGAGGAGCAUGACACCGAGGACAAGUUGGAGUACAAAUUUUAUCCAGCUACAAAUAGCGUGGUGAACUUCAAAGUUCGAGCGGCCAACGAUGCUCAUUUGGCAUUAACGAGCGGGCCAGCAGAAUCCGAUCCUAUGCUAGAGGUGUUCAUCGGUGGGUGGAAAAAUACGAAAUCUGUCAUCCGGAAGAAUCGCACCAAACCGGACGUGAGUGAGGUGGAAACUCCUGAUAUUUUGAACGCUGGCGAGUUCCGAGGAUUUUGGGUUAGAUGGCUAGAUGACGUAAUUACUGUGGGUAUGGAGGGAGCUGCGGCAGCAUUUUUGUCCUACGAAAACACGGAACCAUUUCCGAUUAACUUCGUCGGGGUUUGUACAGGUUGGGGAGCGUCUGGUUCAUGGAUCAUCGAGCAAAACGACCCGGCACCGUCGGCUCCAGCUGCUCUAGUGUCCGGUGGGGCAGCUUGUUGGGUUCCAACAGCCAAUGGAGAUAUUCCACCCAAUGCAGUAGUUGGUGGAUCAGAUGGAGAAGAAUUAUAUAUUGGUCGCGCACAACAUGAGGGAGCAAUCAUUCCCGGAAAGGUCGUUGCUUCACAUGGCACCUGUUAUGUUGCUUGGGGUGGAGCGGAGAAUGCCAAAACAGAGUACGAAGUUCUUUGUGACAGUAAUGGUACUUUCGUGCCGACUUCUGGAGGUGACAUUCCACCAAAUGCGAUUCCUGCUGGUGAAACUGAGGAAGGCGAGCCACUUUUCAUUGGGCGUGUGCCACAUGAGGGUACCAUGACAAUUGGAAAGGUUCAACAAUCGCAUGGUGUUUGCUACAUUCCUUACGGCGGACAAGAGCUGGCAUUUGCCGAAUAUGAAAUAUAUGUUAGCCAGUAAACCGCAGGUUCAUGACGUGGCGAAACCUUAGGAUCACCGCAACAGCCUUAGAGCACAAUACAUAAAGAAUCUCGUAAAACGGGAGAUAUGAAAUCUCACUGAAUUUCAUGCUCGUAAUGCAAAUUUGUUGUUACUAAUGCACAAAAAUAUUUAUAAUCCACAAAAGUUACUAUUACCAGAAAUAAAUGCUUGCUAGAGUUAGCGACCAUCA